Messenger RNA from Trichogramma pretiosum, 1777 nucleotides. Its product is annotated as golgin subfamily A member 6-like protein 2. The coding region runs from base 1 to 1599 and encodes 532 amino acids. The transcript has 7 exons. Lineage: Eukaryota; Metazoa; Arthropoda; Insecta; Hymenoptera; Trichogrammatidae. The record is from RefSeq and is a predicted model, not a curated record.
AUGCCCAGUGGUACGACGGAUUUAUCACCGACGGCCGUGUCGUCCGAGCCGGUUAUCAAGAUCAAGGCUUCGGCGGCGGCAUCGAGUGCCGAUCGACGUCAGAAGAAGGCAGCCACGUCGCGCCUCAUCCAGUCGGCCAAGCACGGCUCGAAUCCGAACUCGGGUCCGGACAGUCUGUCGCAGAGCGCCCGACGACGCCUGCAGUACAACAACAACAACACGCAACAGCAACAUGGAUCGUCGUCGCAGUUGCCCGUGCGAUCGGCGAGCAAGGGCUCGAUUCAAACAGCCGAAAAGGCCAAUAAAGCUCAGCAGCAGCAGCAGCCGAAAAGCGCAACGUUGAGAAAAAUCGCCGGCAAGCCCAAUGCUCAGGACAAGAAAAAGACGAACGCCGCGGUUCCUCGCAAGAGCAUGUCUCUGCUGGAUUUGUCACCCGCAGCCAGCAAGCUGACACCUGCCACGGGCUUCGAGCUGCGAGGCUGCGACAGCGCCCUGAGCGUGGGCGGCCUCGACAGCGCGAGCUACCGCCAGCUCGCCGAGGAGCUGUCCGACAAGGACAGCCUGAUCCUGCUGCAGCGCCAGAACAAUCCGCACCACAGGCUGAGCAAGCGGCUGGGCUCGGGAAUGUCGGGCCUGACGCAGGCCGAGCGCGAGUGGCGGGCCGGCCAGCUCGUGGCCCGGGGCCUGAUGCUUCACGCCUGGCGUCAGCGUCGCCGCGAGGUGCGCGAGCUCAAGACCUCCCUCUCGAAUCUCGAGCAGCAGAGCCUGCAGAUCGUGGUGCUGCGCAGGCUGCUGCACAACGAGAACGCCCGGGUCGCGAGGAUGAGCGGCGACCUGCACCGGCUGCGGGCUCACAGCGAGGACAUCAACAAGGAGCUUCAGCAGCUCAAAGCAGAAAAAGAGACGAUGCUGAGCGAGGCGCAAAAGCUGAAGGAAUUAGCCGAGGAGCGAGCUAUAAAUGCGGAGAAUCUGCGCAACGAGCUCGGCACGGAGCGCGAUCGGCUCGCGGCCCUCGACAAGCAGAUCGCCAAGGAUAGGGACAAGCUGCUCAAGAGCCGCGAAGACAAGAAGUCGCUGCUCGACAAAGUGGCAGCGUUCGAGGCGUUGAUCGAAGAAAAGACCAAAAAAGCCGAAUGCGCCGAACGAGCCCGAGAAGAGAUGCAGGUUCAAUUAGAUACUCAGCUGGCCCUGAACGCGUCGUUGCAAGAAGAAAUUCAACGAUUCGCUGGUCUCGUGAAAGAAAAACAGAAGGAAAGGACCGAGCUGGAAAAAACACUGCGCGAAUUGGAAGACGAGAACAUGCGAUUGGAGGAGCGAUUGCAAUCGAGCGAGCAAUUAGAGCACGAGUUGAGCUUGCAGGCGGCCGACUUCAAAUGUCAGCUUCUUCAUCAAGACGCCAAAAUUCGCCAAAUGGACCAGGCGUGCAAAACUUACCGGGCUGAAAUAAUGGAGCUUCAAGCCAGCUUACUCAAAUACACGGAAGAGUCUGGAUGGAGUAGCAAAUUGUUCCGAUUCGCCGGUAACGUUGCUCGUUAUCCGCAUCUGAUCAUGCGAACUUUGUCAUUUUUCUUAACCGGACUGCCAUUGGUUUGGAAUUAAAUUUAUAAUCGUGAAAGGAACGGACGAUAAUUUGAGAAUUUUUGUAUAAUUUUUAUGCGUAUGGGGAGCGAAUGUUUUAUAGUCAUUUUUUUUUCUAUAACAAGUGUAUAUUUUUGUAAGCGCACGAUUUUAAAAAAAAAGUGCUUCAGUGACACGAAUGAGUUUACGGAGCGAUGGA